AUGGCUUGGCCCUCCCUGACCUCUAUCGUGAAAGAUACCCCUAUUUUGAACUCAUUAUCCCAAGCCUCGCCCCAGCAAUACAUAAUAUAUGCUUUGGUCGGCCUAGCCGUCUAUCUAGCUAUGGCAUCCUCUUUGCGAUUCCAGCGACGUCGAAGUCUUCACCAGAAAUAUCCAUACAAAACACGCGAAUCGAUGGGCAAGAUGAGCGAUCACGAUGCGUUCACAAUCCAGAAAACAAUCUUGCAGAUGGAGUUUCCUUUCAUUGUGCUCAAAUCCCUCCAAUUUGCUCUGUUCCGAACAUAUGGCAUUCCGAGUAUAUCCACACUUCUUCUGAAAACAUCCCAGUUCUCCGAUCCAGCCACAUCCUUCAAGCGCUAUGCGGAUACAGGGGCUCUCAUUGGCGAGUUCAUGGCAUUUGACCCCAGUUCAGACCGAGCGCAGACUGCCAUCGCCCGAACCAAGUUCCUGCACAAGAGCUACCGAGCUAGGGGCAAGAUACUGGAAGACGACAUGUUGUAUACCCUGAGUCUGUUCGCACUGGAGCCGAUUCGAUUUGUCAAGAUGUACGAAUGGCGCGAGAUGACAGAGAUGGAACGUUGUGCUGUCGGCACGUACUGGAAGAGUCUGGGAGAUGCACUCGCUAUUAGCUACGAGGCGUUGCGAUCCGGUAAAACAGGAUUUCGUGAUGGGAUUCACUGGCUGGAAGAGGUCAGGGAAUGGAGUCUCCAGUAUGAGGCGCAGCAUAUGAAGCCACAUCCUCGGAACAAGGAAGUCGCCGACAGGACCAUUGAUGUUCUAGUGUAUAACUUGCCAAACUUCAUGAAGCCGCUGGGUCUUUACUUCGUUUCGUUCCUGAUGGAUGAGCGUCUUCAAAGUGCCAUGAUGAUCAGGGCGCCGCCCGCGUUUCUCAGCGCAAUUUUCUCUUCAGUCUUCCGGCUGCGCAGAUUAUAUUUACGCUAUUUUGCGCUUCCUCGCCCGGCGUUCAUGCGGCUGGACGUCUUCACCGAGAAGCCUAAUGAGUACGGUCGAAACUUUGUCCUGAUGUACGAAGGCGCACCUUUCUAUGUACAGCCCACGAUCUGGAAUCGCUGGGGACCUGUGGCAUGGUUCAAAUGGGCGCUUGGUCAGCCACUACCUGGUGACGAUGGUGAUAAGUACUAUCCUCAGGGAUACUACACGCCAGACCUGGGACCAAAGUAUUUUGAGGGCAAGGGCCGGAAGGAGGUAGAGAGUAUCAAAGAGAGUAUCCAGCAGCAGCGUAUGCGUCAAUGUCCAUUUCCAUGA
Molecule: messenger RNA, 1284 nt
Organism: Penicillium canariense
Lineage: Eukaryota; Fungi; Ascomycota; Eurotiomycetes; Eurotiales; Aspergillaceae
Exons: 3
Coding region: 1-1284 (427 amino acids)
Molecular function (GO): oxidoreductase activity
Source: RefSeq, a predicted model, not a curated record